CUGAGCCACAUUUUACUUUGACAGCAGUGACUCUGGACCUAGGGCAUUUUGACUAAAAAUGCCUGCUGUCUGUAGGAUGGGCAGUAAUAACUGUGUCAUUGAAAUUCAGAGAAUGAGUGGGAAAAUUGUACACUUAAAGGAGCAUCGCCAUGUGAAGCUAUGAGUGUUCAGCUGUCAGCACACCUUGUCGGAGUUGUGAACUUGACCACGCUUUCCCAUCAGUGGGCUGUUUUCUUUAUACCUAACCAUGCAGCGGAGAUCAAGGGGGAUUAAUGCUGGACUUAUUCUUCUCUUUUCUCAAAUAUUCCAUGUUGGACUCAGCAAUAUUCCACCUGUCACCCUCGCCACUUUGGGUCUCAACGUCUGGUUUUUCUUGAACCCCCUGAAGCCUCUAUACAGCUCCUGCAUCAGUGUGGAGAGCUGUUACCAGCAGAAGGACUGGCAGCGCUUGCUGCUUUCUCCCCUUCACCAUGCCGACGACUGGCAUUUGUAUUUCAAUAUGGUGUCCAUGCUCUUUAAAGGAUUCAAUCUGGAAAGAAGACUGGGAAGUAAAUGGUUUGCCUACAUCAUCGCCACGUUUUCCGUACUCACGGGAGUAGUGUAUAUGCUCUUGCAGUUUGUUUUUGCUGAAUUAAUGAAUGAACCUGACCUCAGAAGGAACUGUGCUGUAGGCUUCUCAGGAGUUUUGUUUGCUCUGAAAGUUCUUCACAACCACUAUUUCCCUGGAGGCUUUGUCAUGGUGUUAGGCUUCCCUGUCCCAAACAGAUUUGCUUGUUGGGCAGAACUUGUGGCUAUUCAUUUCUUCACACCAGGGUCCUCCUUCACCGGGCACCUGGCUGGGAUUCUUGUCGGACUGAUGUACACUGAAGGGCCGCUGAAGAAGGCGAUGGAGACAUGUGCAGGCAUGUUUUCCUCCAGCAGUGGUUACCUGGGACAGCACUACUACUUUAACAGUUCAGGCUACUCUGGGUACCAGGACCAUUCUCCGUACUCCAGGCCCGGCUCCCACGAACGAGCACCCAACAACUACGACGUGUACACAGCAGGACUGAGCGAAGAGGAGCAGCUGGAGAGAGCGUUAAGGGCCAGCCUCUGGGACCGAGGAAACAACAGAAAUGGCCCUCCACCCUACGGGUUCCGUCUCUCACCGGAAGAAGAAAUGCGGAGACAGCGGCUUCACAGAUUUGACAACCAGUGACGUGGCCUGCCACCUUCAGAGGACAUGAUCUAACUGGGGAAUUACUGCCCUUUGGCUCCUUCCUCAAGCCCAGAAUAAGCUUCAAGUCAAAGCAGAAUGCUCCCCAAGGAGUGCUCACGUGUGCCUGGGGCCCUCAGCCCUCCAGCUCCUGCAGGUGCCACUCCGACAUGUAUGGACUCCAGGCUUCUGGAAGGCAGCAUUCAGCUCUCCUGAAGUGGCCCUUCUCCUGGCCUUGUUCUCUGUGACAAAGCAAAUGUCCUUUCCAUGGGGCAGACACCAGCUUCCAUGUCUCCCCGCUCUGACUGCUGCCCCUGCCUUGUUCUGCUCUUGGAAGCUCAGACUUUGACAGGAAGUUUUGUUUUCUGGUGGAAAAUAUCAGUCCCUUAUUCUACCUGUUGUCUUUGGGUUUCACUGAGUAGGAGGCAACAAGUCAUCCC
Messenger RNA from Ochotona princeps (American pika), 1635 nucleotides. It is a transcript of the gene RHBDD1, whose product is annotated as rhomboid domain containing 1. The transcript is spliced from 7 exons. Gene Ontology annotation, molecular function: serine-type endopeptidase activity. The record is from RefSeq and is a predicted model, not a curated record. Bases 248 to 1198 code for a protein of 316 amino acids. Gene Ontology annotation, cellular component: membrane. Lineage: Eukaryota; Metazoa; Chordata; Mammalia; Lagomorpha; Ochotonidae.